AUGGCCCGACAAGAGGCUGAUUCGAGUACCUCCCAACUUUUGGCGCUUCAGUCUGCGCUGGAUGCCGUCGUCGCACUUGUCGGACUCGCUGGAAACCGGAGCCAGCAGUCCGAUGAGCUCAGACCCGGAGAUCCAACAGCCGCUUGCCGCGGGAUCCUAGAGGGAUUGGCUGAUCGUCUCCUGCAACAUGCAGACGUCCAUCCAGCUGUGCUCGCGCGGUUAGCUUUGUGCCACCUCGGGCUGGCCUUGCCCGUGGCCGGAGUGCUGGGACGCUUCCAAAGCCUGGAGCCCCCAGACCAGGCACUUUUCUUGCAGCAGGCGUGCGCGCGCAGUCGCUUGCUUGCCAUGCCCACGUCGGAGGUACACGGGCAGCUUCAGGAUGCCGGCUUCGAGGGCGCCCAGGAAGAGCUGAGCCAUGCGCAGCCGCUUUUCGACUUGCUCAUGGAGCAAUGCAUCGAGCAGUUGCCGAACAGCCCUCAGCCAAGCGAUGCCGAUGAUGCGAUUGAAGACAGCCCGCUGGCGGGAGGCAUGUUCGGAUUGGAGGAGCAAGCCUCCUCCAUGUUGCACUCCCACGCUGCACACGAGACAGAGAAGCCAAGCUUCUUGGGCGCUUUGGAUCUGCCGGCGUUGCCGUCACCGAAACCCCGCCGGAGCACAAAGAAGCACCUGGGCCGCAGCGACAUCGCACGGCUGCGCGGCGUGGACCCUCUGGAUGCUCCAGACGAGCUGCGGUGUGCAAUCGACGGCAAGCUCAUGGCAGUUCCGCUGGCAUCGCCUCACGGUCACGUCUUCGAGCACGAGACGCUGGUGCAGUGGCUUAGCAGCUGCGGUAGCAUCUGCCCAAUCACCGGGAAGCCCCUCAGAGAAGAGGAUUGCGAACCUGCUGUGGAGAUUCAACAAAAGGUGCUGGACUGGGUCAAGGCUGCCCGGUCUUCCUACAAGCGCCGGCUCGAGGAGAAGCGCCAGCGAAGGGUCUCCCAAGAGGCGACGAGUGAGAUCGCGCAGGGGACAGACUGA
Messenger RNA from Symbiodinium necroappetens, 1017 nucleotides. NCBI's taxonomy places the organism in Eukaryota, Dinophyceae, Suessiales, Symbiodiniaceae. The record is from the annotation of a GenBank genome assembly.